CUGGCCUAGCAUGUUACUGAUACAUGAAUUGUUAUGAAAAAGUAGGUUUACUAUAAUUCACUCUGAGUCCUACAUUUACAGUACUGUACUAUCAGUGAAAUAAUGAAUUUGUGAUAAAAUAGGGGCUGGGCUAAAUCAAAAUGAUGGUGGUGCAAUUGCCAAUAAGAAGUGUUGCUGCUAUAAAGUUGGAUUUAAUUUCCUUCAGAUUGUUAUGGCAAUGUAAUAAUGCACACAAUCCAGAGUUUUCACUGAUUUAAUGUAAAUCAACUUUUGACAGGGAACAAGGCCUGAACCACUCACAUACUGUAGCAGCUGUUCUUAUCAGUGAAGACGUCGACAUGCCAUGCAUUCAUUUAAAUACAAUGUAAGAAUGUAUGUUUUUAAAGGGGCCAAAUACAAAACUACUGGAGUAGGAAGGAAUAUUUUAAACAAAACAACGAAAAAGAAAAUGUGUGAAAUAAUUAAUAGGUGGUUGACUUCUAUAAGAUAAUCUCCAACUUUCCCACGCAAUUAUCUGCUAACAGGCCAGCUGCCGUUUCUCAGUCAGGAAGUUGUUUACUGAUAAUGUUUUGGACUGGCCCCUUUUAGACUGGUCUGUUUAAAAAAGACUACAGAGCAUCACCGCUCAAAAGAAAAAGCUGUCAGGCUUCUGUGAACAGCACCAUGAGAUUCAUUCGUACUGUGUGCUUCAAGAGUGCUCGUUAUCCUCAAGUCUCGGAUCUUUCUUUAAGGAGUCACUGAACUGCAAGCCCUCAUUAUGAGACGAGAUCUGGUUUUACUUGUGACCCUCGUCAGCCUCUUCUGUCUGUCUCUGCUGAGAUCUGUGCAUUCUCAGCACAUAGCAGAGGAGCCCUGCUCAGUACAGAUCCUAGUGCCAGGACUGAAAGGGGAUGCUGGAGAGAAAGGAGAGAAAGGAGCCCCGGGGCGACCUGGCAGAGCAGGACCCCCUGGUGAAAUCGGUAAUACAGGGUUAAAGGGCCAAAAAGGUCUAAUUGGACGGCAUGGGAAAAUAGGCCCCAUUGGCGCAAAAGGUGAAAAGGGAGACAUAGGUGAUGCUGGGCCCCGUGGAUUAAAUGGAGAACCAGGAAUACCUUGCGAAUGUGCUCCUUUAAGGAAGAUGAUCGGUGAAAUGGACAUCCUAGUGGCACAUUUAACAAAUGAAUUAAAAUUCAUAAAAAAUGCACUGCCCUCCCCCGCAGCUGUCGCUGGUGUGAGAGAGUCGGACAGUAAGAUCUACAUGCUGGUCAAGGAAGAGAAACGCUACGAGGAUGCCGAAGCCUACUGCCAAGGGAGAGGAGGACAUCUGAGCAUGCCUAAGGACGAGACAGCCAACGGGAUGGUAGCCUCUUACAUCAGCCAAGCAGGACUCAACAGGGUGUUUAUUGGUAUCAACGAUCUGGAGAAAGAGGGGCACUUUACUUAUGUGGAUAGAUCCACCAUGACCACCUUUAACAAGUGGCGCACUGGGGAACCUAAUAAUGCCUAUGAUGAAGAGGACUGUGCUGAGAUGGUGGCCUCUGGUGGCUGGAAUGAUGUAGCUUGUCACAUUACCAUGUAUUUUGUCUGUGAAUUUGAUAAAGACACUGUAUAACCAACAGCAAGUAAGCAGUCUUGUUGACUGUGAAUGGAAAUCACCAUUUAAAGGUGUGAUUAUGACAAUUCCAGAGCUGUACAUCUGGACAUGAGCAUCACAAUCAGAAUACAUGGGGGCAAAAAGUGGAGUAAAAUGUAUUCUUAUUGGAACGUUAUACAAUUGUGAAUCAUUUUAAAGAACAUGUAUUAAUGUAAUAAUAAGCAGAUAUAUAACUAUUUUGGAUAAAAUAACAUAACUGACUUUUAUUAUUAAACAAAUAAAUGUGAUUUUAGA
Messenger RNA from Acipenser ruthenus (sterlet), 1867 nucleotides. It is a transcript of the gene colec11, whose product is annotated as collectin sub-family member 11. The record is from RefSeq and is a predicted model, not a curated record. The transcript has 7 exons. NCBI's taxonomy places the organism in Eukaryota, Metazoa, Chordata, Actinopteri, Acipenseriformes, Acipenseridae. The coding region runs from base 758 to 1591 and encodes 277 amino acids.